AUGGAGUUGAGUUAUAGAUCAUAUCAAAAGGUGUUGAAUAUUUCAUUGAAACCAAAAGCAACUAAUGCAUGUUCCAAAAAGGCUUCCACUGUCGCAACCACAAAAAAAAUAGCCAAACCAAAACGUGACGAGAGCCAAAUCAAGCGUAGAACGAAAACUGGUUGCUUGACUUGUCGAAAGAGAAAGAAAAAGUGUGACGAAGAUAAGGUGAAUGGCAAAUGUCAAGCUUGUACCAGAAACUUUUUGGAUUGUUGUUGGCCAGAUCCAAACACUUUCAAAACUAAGAAUGUCAAACCACAACAACAACCACAACAAUCCACGGUAGUGAAACCACAAAUGAGUCCAAUAAUAAGGCCCAAGAAAUGUGAUAUCAAUUACUUACUACAAUCUCAACCGGAAGCUACAACUCCAGCUGUUGCACAGCCAAAAGUGCAUAUUCCAUACCCAAGUCCUACAUUAUCACCAGUGUUUGCUGAAAGCAAACCUACUACCGAGGUUAGCUCAUUUUCUUUGCCUCCCCUCUAUAAUUUAAAUUACAGGCUUCAAACCAAAGACAGUAAUGUGAGGUCAGUAUAG
Molecule: messenger RNA, 576 nt
Organism: Candida dubliniensis CD36
Lineage: Eukaryota; Fungi; Ascomycota; Pichiomycetes; Serinales; Debaryomycetaceae
Gene: ZCF3
Product: Zcf3p
Exons: 1
Coding region: 1-576 (191 amino acids)
Biological process (GO): positive regulation of transcription by RNA polymerase II
Cellular component (GO): nucleus
Molecular function (GO): transcription cis-regulatory region binding; DNA-binding transcription factor activity, RNA polymerase II-specific; zinc ion binding
Source: RefSeq, a predicted model, not a curated record